AUGACUGCAGCCGCGCGGGAGGAUCAGGCCCCAAAGACUCCGCAAGCCGAAGCAGUAGAAUUUGUGGAAAAGACCAAAUCUCUCGGCUUCCGGGUGGAGAUGCCUGACAUCGAGCACGAUCGUCAGGCCCAGCAAGCCGAAGCAGCAGAAUCUGGGGAAUCUGCGGAGAAGACCGAAUGUCUCGGCUUCCGGGUGGAGAUGCCUGACAUCGAGCACGAACAUCAGGCCCCGAAGCCUCUGGCCGAAGCAGAAUCUGUGGAACCCUUGGAAAAGACCGAAUCUCUCGGCUUUCGGGAGAUGGAGAUGCCCAACGUUGAGCCCGAACAUCAGGAAACUGCUGAGGAAGCUCUGGAAGCUGCCUGGGCAGCACACACUGGCAGCCCUGGAAGCGAAGCUGAUGUGGGACAGCCCGUGCCAACCCAGGAUGAACCGGAAGACCUGGACGACUCGACACUCCUUGAGAUCGAGGCGCUGAAGACGCAGGUGGAAGAGGCCAUGCGGAGAACGGCAAGGGCACAGAUGCAACUGCGUCGCAAGAAAGCGGAAGAGUUCAUGCUGGCUGCGCUAGCCAAGCAUUGCGAACUUGCUUGCAAAGUCUACAAGGCACACGACCAAGGCUGCGCUGAGGAGACAGGGCGGAGGCCUUCCGCGGAGGCAAAAAGGAGCCUGCGCAGGCAUGCAGAUGGGCAUCACUGA
Molecule: messenger RNA, 696 nt
Organism: Effrenium voratum
Lineage: Eukaryota; Dinophyceae; Suessiales; Symbiodiniaceae
Source: the annotation of a GenBank genome assembly